Molecule: messenger RNA, 4454 nt
Organism: Cricetulus griseus (Chinese hamster)
Lineage: Eukaryota; Metazoa; Chordata; Mammalia; Rodentia; Cricetidae
Source: RefSeq, a predicted model, not a curated record
GCUUCCUCCUAGGCAGCAAGAAUGCAAAGCAGUCGUUUCCUAGUGUAGUGAGUAAAGCACGGCACAUUCCCAAAGCCGCCGCCUCACCUCGCAGACACGUUGUAGUUCUUAAAUUUCCUUAGGCUCCUGGAACAGAUAAAAAGUUAAGGAAACAUUAUUGGGACAAGCAACGACAUUGACCUGUUUACCGAAAGCGCUGUGCCAGGUACUGCAAAACAAAAAUCGGGUUGUGUUAGGACAAUGCCGAUAACAGUUACCAAAGGUAAUUACUUGUGAUGGCUUGCAGAGUCAUAAACAAAAGAAGACACUUGGGACUUCAACAACUUUCAUCAUUCGCACAAACCGGAAGGAGUUUCCUAGGCCCAGUAAAAGCCACCAAGUUUAUUACAGAUGCAGAGUGUCAUGAAAGUUUGUUAAUCAGCUCAACAGUCAGGCUUCUUGAAGGUUUGGAUUUAACCUGUGCUGUGGGGCAGCUUCUCAAUGAAGCAGUUCAAGCACAGAGUGGCACAUAUAGAAUUGGAACCAGCACUCUCUUGUUUCUUGUUGGUGCAUGGAGUAGAGCUGUUGAAGAAUGUCUUCAUCUGGGUGUUCCCACUCCAGUAAUAGUGUCAGUAAUGACCGAAGGCUUGAGUUCUUGCAUUGAAGCAGUAGUUUCCCUUCAAGUACCCAUAUACAAUGUGUUUGACCACAUGGACAGCACAAGUACAGUUGAUGUCAGCUUGUGUCCUUUUCUACAAGUCCCUUCAGAUCCUGGGUUGUUAAAGGAAAAGCAUGAUUUCAAAGAUGCUACGUCUCAGUUAUUGUCCACUUACGGUCUUUCUGGGAGACAUGCAGAAUCACCCAAAUUCUUCAAAACUCAGGCUAAGGUUGAAACAGAAAAAAAAACGCCACAAGCUCUGCAAAAUAGCCUAUAUACAUAUUCCUUCUGCAGAAAGUCAGCAUUAAUUCACAGUAGGCAUUUUAACAGGACAGAUAAUAGCCACUGGAUAAACAGACCCAAUGGAUUUCUAGAACAAUAUGGAUCGACUCCCAGAACUUCUGGAUGUAAUAAUUUGGUGGAGUUAGCAGUUGGCUUGAGCCAUGGAGACCACAGCAGCAUGACAUUGGCAGAGGCAGCUGUGCGGCUGCAGUGGCAGAGUGUGUUUCUGCAGCAAGCCAACUGUAAGGCACCAUUUAUGUUUGAUAUUUCAAGACUCCUCACUUGCUGUCUCCCGGGCUUACCGGAAACUUUUUCUUGUGUUUGUUUAGGAUAUGUCACUGCUGUACCCAUGUCUAGUAUUGCUCUGAUAAAGGAAUUGCAGCAUCAGUCUUUCCGGAUGAUUCUCAUCGAGGGUGAUCUCACAGAGAGUUACCGCCACCUGGGAUUUAAUAAGUCCGUAAAUAUUAAGACCAAGUUAGAUAGUGGGAAACCUCCAGAAGAUAGUGCAGAAGAACUGUGGACUAAAAGUGUGUUGCAGGUGUUAAUCCAGUUCAAUGUGAAUCUCGUCCUGGUACAAGGAAAUGUAUCUGAAUACUUAACUGAGAGAUGCAUACACAGUAAGCGGCUGGUAAUUGGUUCAGUAAAUGGCAGUGUGCUGCAAGCGUUUGCAGAGGCUACAAGAGCAGUGCCAGUAACCUAUAUUACACAAGUGAAUGAAGACUGUGUGGGCAGCAAGGUCUCUGUGACCUUCUGGACAAGUCCUCACGAUAUUAACAGGAGCAACAGAAUGGCAAUCUUGUUAAAAACAGAAGGAAUUAAUUUGAUUACAGUAGUACUCACUAGCCCAGUGAGUGCUCAGAUGGAAACCAAGGAAGACAGGUUUUGGUCUUGUGUAUAUCGUUUAUAUCAUGCCCUAAAAGAGAAGAAGGUCUUCCUUGGAGGUGGUGCUGUUGAAUUUUUAUGUCUUAGCCAUCUUCAAAUUCUUGCUGAGAAAUCUUUAAAUAAAGAAAAUCAUGCUUGUUCAGGAUGGCUUCCUGAUUCUUCCUCUUGGAUGGCCUCAUCUCUGUCAGUCUACAGACCUACUGUGUUGAAGUACCUGGCAAGUGGGUGGCAUGAAUACCUGUCAGCUGUCAUGUUUAACACUGCCACUCACCCAUCGGCAAUGGAAGCCAGCACAUUCAUUCAAUAUCAUGUACAAAAUGCUACCAACUCUGGCUCUCCUUCAUCUUAUAUCUUGAGUAAAUGUAGUAAACUAAGUAGUGGACUUUUUCAUUCCGGUAUUUCAGAUAACCCGGAGGUAGUUCCAAGAGUUUAUGAUACUGUUACACCAAAGACUGAAGCAUGGCGCCGAGCAUUGGAUUUAGUGCUCUUAGUGCUUCAGACAGACAGUGAAAUAAUUACUGGACUUGUCCACACACAGAUAAAUUCACAGGAAUUAGAUGGAGUUUUAUUUUUAUAGGGUUAGUUAAAUCUUUGGGAAAUAAGCAAUAUCAUAUUAAUAAAUUUUAAAGUAUGUGUGUAUAUGUGUGUGCACAUGCCCAAGGAGGUGGAUCUCUUGGAGCUGUAAUUAUAGGUUUAUAGAUAGACACCCAACAUGGGUGCUGGGCACCCAACUAUGCAAAAGCAGCAAUCACUCUUAAUCUUUUAGCCAUUUCUCCAGCCCUAAUAAAUGUUUAUAGUCAAAUCAUAGUUUCUGAAUUACUAGUGAUUGCCAAGAAUGAGUUGAUGUCUAUCAAUAACUGAAAUUCUGGAAUUUACCCUUCUUAUAAGCUAACAAAUUAGCCUGUUAUUGUUUUCAGAAGCAAAGAACUAUUGCCGUUUGCAGCAGAAUCUGCAUUCAAAGUGUUGUGUUGGUUUUGUCAGUUCCUUGACCUGUGUGUCCCACAAGAGCAGCACAGAGGGCCAGUGGCAGGACCUGAAACAAUGGGUGUUCUCUUGUAAAACAAACACUGAACUUGUGAUAUUUACUACUUGAGCAUAAACAAACCCACUUAUUUGUCCAACGGGAGUGAUUACAUCCUUCAACAUUGCUUAAGUCAAACCAGCCAUGGACAUGGACUAGAUAAAGGUUGUCCAAGGCCUUAUAUUCUUUACAUGUACAAUAAGUAUAGAGAUGCUGUCUCAGUUGCUUCUCUAUUGCUAUAAUAAGACUGUGACCAAGGCAACUUAUAAAAGAACGUUUAAUUGGGUUUAUGGUUUCAGAGGGGUAGAGCCUGUGAUGGCAGAGCAAAGGCAUGGUGGCAGUAAUAUCUGAGAGCUUGAAUCUUGAUUCACUAGUAGGAGGUGGGAGGUUGUGGUGGGGGGAUGGUGCAAGUCUUCAAACCUCAAAGACCUCACCCAUUGUAACACACCUCCAACAAGGCCGGCCACACCUCCUAGGCCAUCCCAAAUAGUUCCACCACGCCUGCCUUCUUUCCAUUAUUCUUCAAGCACAUCUUUAGAGGAAUGUCUUGGUCCUUUUUUUUUUGUCUUUCCUUUUCAAUCCCUACAACCAAUGUAGUCAUUAUUAACAUUUAGGAGAUGGUUUUCCAAGGCUUCUUAAAUGUGUAUGUCUGUGUAAAUACAUUUUGACCCCAAAGUGGCAUCAUUGGACAUACCACCAAAUUGUCUACUUCUGUAGAUUAAUCUAUUCAGCAAUUUACCUAAUAUUCUAAGAAGAGUUCAGUGGUGUUACCAUCAUACUCACCACCACCUAUUUAUGUGGGGUUCUCCACCUUACAGCCAGUUCCCAUGUGGAAGAUAGUAACAAGUCUUUCUGUCCCACCAGCCUGCUCCCAGAUGAUGACAUGGAGACUUAUUAGCUGUAAGAGCUCAGCCUAUAGCUUAGGCUUGUUCCUAACUCUUAUAAUUUAAAUUAACUCAUGAAUAUUAAUCUGUUCUGUCAUGUGGCAUUGCCUCUCUUCCAUCUUGCACCUCUUGUUUCUUCUCUGUGUUCCCUGGCUUCACCUGUGUGCCUAGAUUCCUCCUCCUCUCCCUUUCUCUCCCUGGAAAUUCCUCCUAUACCUCCUGCCUAGUUAUUGGCUGGUCAGCCUUGUAUUACACCACUCACAGCAAAUACAUUCACACAGUGUACAAAUAUCCCACAACAGAAGAUGAAGAAAGAUCUUUGCAACUUUAAGACUUUGUUACAGUCGAGUAAAGGCUGUUAAUUCUCCCAGGCUCGUAUAUACAUAACUCAUCUGGACUUUAUCUUGGUAAACUAUAUGAAUUAAGAACCUAAACUUUUUCUAAGUAUUUACCCACAGUGUUAAGUUUUAUCACUCAUUCUGGUAAUUUUUAGCAAUGAGAAGGAAAUACUAGGGGCGUGGAAGCUCAUAUUCUCAUUUCUAUUUUUUUUAGCUGGGGAUUCAUAGUGUUCAGCAGCACAGCACAAAACAAUGCAGUGUGUUAAUGAAAUGUUAACAAAGCAGAAACAUAAAGGCAGCACCUCUUAGCAAAAGCCUCUUCUUGUGUUGCACUUGGUUAUUCUCCUAAAAUUGUACUUGGAACACUUGAUUCCAUUGAUCUUUACUUUGCUUAAAAAAAAAAAAAAAAA